This is a messenger RNA of Suillus paluster, 1734 nucleotides long. RefSeq names its product amino acid permease-domain-containing protein. Bases 1 to 1734 code for a protein of 577 amino acids. Lineage: Eukaryota; Fungi; Basidiomycota; Agaricomycetes; Boletales; Suillaceae. Gene Ontology annotation, molecular function: L-amino acid transmembrane transporter activity. Gene Ontology annotation, biological process: amino acid transmembrane transport. Gene Ontology annotation, cellular component: membrane. The record is from RefSeq and is a predicted model, not a curated record. The transcript has 14 exons.
AUGCCAGAAGUGUUCUACGACGACGAUCUUUCUCCGCCUGCCUCUCUCAAGUCAUCGGAGGAGCACCACCGUCUAACCUUCGGUUCAGCCAAUGACUCGUCAGACUCGCUGCGAAACCUCGAGCUCUCGGAGGGACCUAUGUCAGAGAGAGGGCGGCCCAGGUCAUACUCAAUAACAGGCUUCGACUUCCAGCGCGACCUACUACCCUUAAGCUCGAGUUUGAGUGAGCCGGAUACGUCGAGAGGGGAAAGUGGGCAGAAGGAUAUUACUUUGCUGCAUGGUAUCGGGCUUAUCGUCGGGGUUCAAAUUGGAUCAGGAAUCUUCUCCUCACCAGGAGUUGUCGUUGCGAAUACUCAGAGCGUUGGGGCUAGCUUGGUUGUAUGGCUUGUUUCUGGAUUGCUUGCUUGGACGGGAGCCAGCAGCUUCGCAGAAUUAGGCUCCAGCAUACCGCUGAACGGUGGAGCGCAGGCAUAUCUCGCGUACGCGUAUGGGCCACUUGUAUCCUACCUGUUUACUUGGACAGCGAUCGCAGCACUGAAACCUGGUGGAAACGCGGUCAUUAGUCUCAUCUUUGCUGAAUAUAUGAACCGGCUCAUAUGGCACGCCGCCCGUGACGAGGUAUCACCAGACGAUAUUCCCCAAUGGGCUAUCAAACUCACUGCGGUGGCAGCAGUGCUCGUCGUUGUUGUGAUAUGUACAGCUACGCGGAAUUUGGGCACUAGGGCUGCUGUGGUGUUCACUACGGUGAAGGUGCGUUUGUUGCUGGUGUUUGUGAUCGUGCUGGGUAUGAUACAGCUGAUUCGGGGGAAAGCGUCGGAAUCGUUCUCACAGCCACUAUUUGAGGACUCCAGUCAUAGUCCGUCAGCAUAUUCGUUAGCUCUUUACUCUGGGCUAUGGGCAUUCGAUGGAUGGGAUCAGGCCAACUAUGUCGGAGGAGAGAUGAAGAACGCCGGUAGAAAUAUUCCAAGAGCCAUUCAUGCAAGUAUGGUGAUCGUGAUGAUCCUUUUCUUAUUAGCGAAUGUGUCAUAUUUCGUGGUGCUAGACAAAGUCACCGUUGGCGUGAGCAACACGGUUGCCAUGGAUUUCGGUCGAGCACUCUUUGGACCAGCGGGCGGUGUAGUUUUUGCUGUGAUGGUUGCGGUCUCUUGCUUCGGAGCGCUGAACGGGAGUACCUUUACUUCUGCACGCCUCAUCUGCGUCGCCGGUCGAGAGGGAUACAUUCCUGCCAUGUUUGGUCGCCUGAAUAAGUCGAGGCAAACGCCAGUCAAUGCAAUUCUCCUCCAAGCGGUCAUCACUAUCGUGUUCAUCGUUUUCGGAGGUGGUUUUCGUUCGCUGAUCAACUUCUCCGUUGUGGCGUCCUGGUCAUUCUUUUUCCUUACUGUUUUGGGCCUUGUCAUACUUCGUGUGAAAGAACCUAUGCUAGAAAGACCUUAUAAAACAUGGAUUGUGACCCCGCUGACGUUCUGCGCCGUCGCGCUAUUUUUGCUGUGUAUGCCAAUUAUCGCAGCCCCCCUAGAAGCUAUGGCUGUUUUAGGUUUCGUGUUGGCAGGAAUACCAGUAUAUUACUUGACGAACCUUGAUCAAGCCAGUUUGCCUGCCUUUCUUGGGUUUUUCAGUACUUGUGUUGCUAGAAUUAGAGGUCAGCCGUCCGCGGGCACGGGAUGGCAAGCGGUGGCCACGGAGGGUGAUGAGGUGGAGAUGGUUGAUAAUCGGACUUCACGUUUAAGCAGUUGA